GCUGCUGCAAGGACACAAGCUGUCAGUCUGCGGCACACUAUUGUUUAUGGCCACAUGCGUCCCUCAGAGAGACACAGAAAACUUCAGCCACUGAAAUUAACCCUCCGGUACAGGACAUCUGCCCUUUUGCCCUCAAGACAAUGACAUCUCACCAGUUCUGAUAUGCAAGUCGGCAGAUUGAACUGCACAGCUGCAUCUGUGGGAUUUGUUGCAGUCAAAUGUAACAUGUUGACAUCUCUGAAUGGUUGGCAGCUCAUCUCCAAACCAAAACUUUCCUUCCUGUUUGAGAGUGCUUCUGUUUUUCCAAAGUAAACUGAAUUCAACCAAAUAACAUGGAAUGAAGCACUAAUGUUAUAUCAAAUGGACUUGAUCUGCAUUUGGGAGAGCAGGACCAUUUGAAUGCCUCACUGAGGCAUCCAAACUGUCAAACCUGCCGCAUCCAGGUUGAUGUUUCUCUGUGGUGGGAUUGAAGGAGUGCUGCAGCCUUGGAUCCACAGUGGAACCACAAUCCACCUGGGCACCCAGCCUAUGGGUCGGAGAUGCUCCAUGCCAGCAACUACUCCCUUGUGUUGUUGAUUCAGCUCAGCCUGCUCUCUUUUGACCUGUUUGUCAACUCCUUCAGUGAACUGCUAAGGACUGAACCUGCAGUCCAGUUGGUGCUUUUCAUCAUGCAGGACAUUUGCAUCUUAUUUAACCUGAUCAUCAUUCUGCUGAUGUUAUUCAACACCUACGUGUUCCAGGUUGGCCUGGUUGCCAUACUGCUGGAGCGAUUUAGAGCCCUGAUAAUGCUCUCUGCUCUCUACCUGACCUUCAGUAUCAUACUCCAUUCCUGGCUUAUGAAUCUGCGCUGGCUAAACACAAACCAAUUUAUCUGGACAGACGGUCUUCAGGUGCUGUUUGUGUUUCAAAGAUCUGCUUCUGUGUUGUACUACUACUUCUACAAGCGGACCGCAGAGUAUCUGGGGGACCCUCGUCUGUAUGAGGAUUCACCAUGGCUGAGAGAAGUGUUUGUUCGGUCCAGGCAGUGAUCUGCAGAGAAAUCUACGGAAUGAUACCAAAACCCAUAGCUCCAGUGGCACUGUAAAAAAAUUACCCAUGAAU
This is a messenger RNA of Gambusia affinis (western mosquitofish), 1101 nucleotides long. Its product is annotated as transmembrane protein 138-like. Gene Ontology annotation, cellular component: cilium. The record is from RefSeq and is a predicted model, not a curated record. The transcript is spliced from 5 exons. Bases 540 to 1028 code for a protein of 162 amino acids. NCBI's taxonomy places the organism in Eukaryota, Metazoa, Chordata, Actinopteri, Cyprinodontiformes, Poeciliidae.